GCGCGCGCACUGGGUCGCCUUUGAUCAGCUGCUGGAGAAACAAGCGAGUGCAGCGUCGGGACGCGAGGAUUGCUUUUCGUCCGCCAGAUCCUUGCAGGCAUUGGCGAGCUGCCGGUUAGGAGGGAAGAGAGAGAAAGGAGGAAACGAAGGAGGGAAGGAAAGAAAAGAGGAAACUUGGCGGCUUUGGACAAGCCAUGAAGUUCCAGUACAAGGAAGACCACCCUUUCGAGUACAGGAAAAAAGAAGGAGAGAAAAUCCGGAAGAAAUAUCCAGAUCGGGUGCCUGUUAUUGUGGAGAAGGCCCCCAAAGCCAGAGUACCUGAUCUGGACAAGAGGAAGUACCUUGUCCCAUCUGAUCUCACAGUUGGCCAAUUCUACUUCUUGAUCCGGAAGCGAAUCCACCUGAGGCCAGAAGACGCCCUGUUCUUCUUUGUCAACAACACCAUUCCUCCCACCAGUGCUACGAUGGGCCAGCUGUACGAAGAUAAUCACGAGGAGGAUUAUUUUCUGUAUGUGGCUUACAGUGACGAAAGCGUGUACGGCAAAUGAGCCCCUCGGCCGCUGUCCUCACAGUUGCGAUGGCCUGAAAUGACUGUUCUGGGAGGGCGUUUCUGCGUCAGACAGAAGCAGGAAGAGGGAGGAAGAACUGGACAACAAGCCACAUAAUCUCAUGCCAUCAUUCCUUGCACCUUUUAUUUUAAUUAAUUAUUACUGUUGUUUUAUUUAAUCCGUUGGGGGAAAGAAUGGUUGGUGCUUUGCGGCAGGUCAGGGCUUUGGGGAUGGAGAGAUCUGUUUGCCAAGUUCCCACCUUCCAUUACACUACCUGGCUCUUCCAUCAAUGCCCAGUGAGAGGAGAGGAUGCUACCAAAGGGAACUGUGGCUCUCCCCAUAGCAACUAACCUUUAAUUUGCCUAUGUUUUAAAGACAGCAGCCCCCUCUCCCAUGCACGAAGAAGAGAUAACAUUAACUCCUGUUAAUUCAUGAGCCUUUUCUCCCCACCCUUUGCCCUCCUUUCCUUGGCCCUGAUCCCAGCGGUAUGUGUGCACCCCUCUCCCGUCUUCCUCAUGUGUAGCAUCUCUGAUUUGAGUUUCAUCCAUCACUCUAGCGGCAUGUCAGCCUCCUAUAAGCAGAACCCUGCAGGUGCCAUGCAGUAUGGAGAAACCAGCUUCCUAAGCGGUUUGGCUAACUUAAAACAAUGACAUCACGUCCCUUUCUUUCACGGUGUUACCAAUGAAUUGGGCCUUGGGCGUCCAUCCUAUAUUGCAUUCUGCACGAGUGUUUUGUGACGUUAAUGUGUCCUUGCUUGCCAGCGAAAGGCUGUUCUCUGCUAGGUCGCCAUCCUGAUACCUGUCUUGUCUUUCCUUUGCUGCUAUCAAUUCAAUAUGGAAAGGGGGGGAAAUAAUCUUGGGAUUAACUUGCACCCACAGCCUUGCCUCGAAGCAUACAGUAUAUUCUGCAGUCCUUUUGUGAAAACGGUUGUUGGUUUUUCCUAAGGAGAGCAGCACCUCUCUCCCACACCCCUGACAAUACCCAUCAAUAUUGAAAAAGAGUUUGCCCAACGUAGGUAGGGCGAAUCAGUUUCUUUGUGACCGUAGUAUUGGUCUCCCUCUCCUUUUACACUGGUUGCUCCCCGUCAAGAAAUCACGGUGAAAUGUAGGGCAUUUUGUGUUGUGGCUUUAUCUUUUUAAUUGAUCCUGGUGGUUAGAUUUUGCAGUUGUGUAGCAACUAAGCAUAUUUAGAAGAGAGGCCAAUGAUGAAUGAAGGGUGGCAGCUACAUAAUCUCAGGCUGGAGAAGGAAAACCAGGUGUUUGCCUCUGGAAUCCUGAACUCUCCUUUAGAUGGCACCUAUUCUUGAGAAGCGUCUGAGUUUAUGGAAACGGGCGACGUGCCCGGCCUCUGCUUCUCUGUUUAACUCCUCCCCCUGCUCAUAGCUUUGAAGCGUCAUUCCUACAAGAGUAUCGCGAGAUGGCAAGGGGCCCAGUGGGCCAGCACUCCUUUAGGCAGGGGCCAAGGAUUUGAAGGGGUGGUGAAGAAUUGAAAUUGCACAGCUGGGGAGCGGAAGUGACACAAGUAGCUGGAGGUAUACUGGUUAGUUUCGGUGUCUCUUGUGGCAAGACUGCUUCUACUUAGUAUGCCAAGUUCCUUGCACUACAAAUUUCAGUUGGCUCCACUUCCGUUUUCCUCAGCCUUUCCUGUCUUUCAGGAGGUCUUCAAGAGUCACAUUCCGAAUUCUUACAGGUCAGGCAAGUCUGGUGUGAGUCAGGGCAUGCCUGGGGGUCUAGUGUGUGUGAUUGUGUGCAACCGGUGUAAUAUAACGGAUGCUGAAAGAGACAGUGAUCUACCCCCUCCCCCAAUGCUGCUGCUGGUCUUCAACCGACGUUCAUGGGGUCUCAACAUACCCAUUUCUUAACAUAUGAAGGAUUACGUUUGAAGGUGUUUUUUUAUUUAAAGAUGGCGGCGUUUACUUUUCGUUUUCGCUUUUCUCCAGUAUGUAAAACGCAGUGUUGGUUAUACUUUGUCAUUAACUCCAACCAGCUUCAGAUUCCUGUAAGAUGAAACCCAUGUCACAUCGGCUCAAAUCAAUAAACACACAUUUAAAGAUCUGA
Zootoca vivipara (common lizard) is the source of this 2605-nucleotide messenger RNA. It is a transcript of the gene GABARAPL1, whose product is annotated as GABA type A receptor associated protein like 1. Lineage: Eukaryota; Metazoa; Chordata; Lepidosauria; Squamata; Lacertidae. The record is from RefSeq and is a predicted model, not a curated record.